This is a messenger RNA of Lachancea sp. 'fantastica', 2658 nucleotides long. The record is from the annotation of a GenBank genome assembly. NCBI's taxonomy places the organism in Eukaryota, Fungi, Ascomycota, Saccharomycetes, Saccharomycetales, Saccharomycetaceae.
AUGUCAAGAACUAUUGUCAAAGGGCUUCCGAAGUAUCUGGAUGAAGAAAAUCUAAAGAAACACUUCUUCAAGCGUUUGAAGCAAAUUCACCCAAAUGAAGAUGUAUCAGAGUUCAUCACGGACGUCAAAAUCAUGAAGAAUAGGGCCGGCGAGUCACGUAGGUUUGCUUUUGUUGGGUACCGUCACGAAGCAGACGCGUUUGACGCUGUGCAGUACUUCGACGGGUCAUUCAUCGACACUUCAAAGAUCGAGAUUACAAUGGCCAAGAGUUUUGCUGAUCCUAGAGUACCACAGCCGAUGCGAGAAAAAAGGCGAGAAGCUUUGAAAAGAGUGCGCGAGCAUGAAGAUCAGCUCAUUGAAGAACAAAACAGCAAGAAACAGACGAAACCACAAGCCCGUUCUGGAGCCACAGCGAACAUCGAUGCAGAAAUUCAUAGAAACAAACAGUUGCAAGAGUUCAUGGAUACGAUGAAGCCCAGCUCCCAGGUUGCUUCCUGGGAUAAUCUGGGGGGCGCAGCGGCGUCCAAUGAAGCACAGCAGAAUCAGCAAGAAGUCGGGUCUGGGGCCCCUCAAGGAAACUCCCUGCUGGCUCAGGCUCUAGCUCUGAAGUCAGAAGAUGUGAAUGAUGCAGAUGACGCAGGAUUUUGGGAUAAGCAGAAACCCUCUUCAAUCUCUAAAAACGAAAGUGACGAUGAAUACGUUGAUCUCGGCAACACCGGAGCCGACCAGAAUGAGGAGACUGAGGAAUCUGAACAGAUGAUGAAGUUAGACGACUUAAAAGAAGCCCCAGACUCUACCUUUGCCCAAGAUCAGGAAGUUUCGGACCUCGACUGGCUCAAGCAACGCCGUAUCAGGAUCAAAGAACGUACGGAAGAAGACAAUACCGAUCUUCGACGCACACCGGAGCAUCAAGAAAGCGAACCCGCAGUUUCGGAGGCCCCGGAAAUAGAACAACAAGAAGAGCCCGUGGAUGACACAACGGAAGAAGAGAAAAUUAUUGGAAAAAUCAAGAGAACCGGUCGUUUGUUUCUGCGAAACAUUCUCUACACAGCCAAAGAAUCAGAGUUCAGAGAACUUUUCUCUCCAUUUGGCGAGUUGGAAGAAGUGCAUGUUGCGUUGGAUACAAGAACUGGUAAGUCUAAAGGGUUUGCCUACGUGAAGUUUCAAAACCCAGAUGAUGCCGUCACAGCAUAUGUUGAACUAGAUAAAAAUAUCUUCCAGGGACGACUUCUGCAUAUUCUGCCAGCAGAUGAGAAAAAGUCUCAUAGGUUGGACGAGUUCGAUCUCAAGAAUCUUCCUCUGAAAAAACAAAGAGCCCUUAAACGUAAAGCCAAUGCCUCUCAAGAUGCUUUCUCGUGGAACUCACUUUUCAUGAGCCAGGAUGCUGUAUUGAGCAGUGUCGCGUCUAAGCUAGGAGUUCAAAAAUCGGAACUCAUUGACGCAACAGAAUCUGGUGCUGCUGUCAAACAAGCACUCGCCGAAGCGCAUGUCAUUGGCGAUGUUAGAAAAUACUUUGAGUCCAAGGGUAUGGAUCUUGCUAACUUCGCACAGUUCAAGUCACCAGCAGAUCGUGAUGAUAGAAUACUCUUAGUGAAGAAUUUCCCAUUUGGUACCACCAAGGCUGAAUUGGCCGACUUAUUCCUACCGUUUGGCAAACUUGAAAGACUUCUGAUGCCACCGGCCCAAACGAUUGCUGUUGUGCAGUACAGAGACGCCACUGCUGCUAGAAGCGCAUUUGGCAAGCUAUCGUUCAAGCGGUUCAAGGAUGGAAUUUUGUACUUGGAAAAGGGUCCAAAGAACUGCUUCAACAGAAAACCAGUUGGCGAUGAGAUAGUAGACGAAGCUGAUGUAGACCAAGAUGCCAAUGCUAAGGAAGCAAAGGCCACUGCAGAAGAUGUGAUGAAUGUCGGUACUAAGGCCGCAGUUGAAGAAGACGCGGCCGAUGACGUGUUCGAUGGUCCCACAGUCUCUAUUUUUGUCAAGAACUUGAACUUCUCUACCACUAGCGCUCAAUUGACAGAGAAAUUCAACACCUUUGGUGGUUUUAUUCUUGCUCAAGUGAAAACUAAGCCUGAUACCAGAAAUAGCGGAAAAACACUAUCCAUGGGGUUUGGCUUUGUCGAGUUCAAGACAAAAGAACAAGCUAUAGCUGUUAUCAACGCCUUAGAUGGAUCGGUUUUGGAUGGCCACAGGAUUCAGUUGAAGCUAUCUCAUCGCCAAGGUACCGCCGCAUCCGGAGCAACGAAGUCGAAGAAGAAGGCAAGUGGUAAGAUUAUUGUUAAAAACUUGCCAUUCGAAGCUGAGCGUAAGCAGAUUUUCGAGCUGUUCAGCUCUUUUGGCCAACUAAAGUCGGUCAGAGUGCCCAAGAAAUUCGACAAGUCUGCAAGAGGUUUUGCCUUUGUUGAGUUCCUUUUGCCUAAAGAAGCUGAGAAUGCAAUGGAGCAAUUGCAAGGUGUGCAUUUGUUGGGACGCCGUCUAGUUAUGCAACCUGCUGAAGAAGAACCACAGGACGCAGAGGAGCAAAUAGCGAGAAUGACCAGAAAGGUGAAGUCGCAAGUCAUGACGCAGGAAAAUGCUGCGCUGAGAAAUGGUGGCCGCAGAAAAUUGGAUCUGGGCGAAGACGAAGAGGAUGCCAACGACGGGUUGAACGGAGUGUAA